Messenger RNA from Hypomesus transpacificus, 1019 nucleotides. RefSeq names its product chromosome 21 C22orf23 homolog (gene c21h22orf23). Lineage: Eukaryota; Metazoa; Chordata; Actinopteri; Osmeriformes; Osmeridae. The coding region runs from base 66 to 749 and encodes 227 amino acids. The transcript has 7 exons. The record is from RefSeq and is a predicted model, not a curated record.
CUAUAUCAACCGGUGACUGCAUCCCGGAAGGUCAUUCCCAGACACUUAAUGGUGUAAAAUUCACGAUGGAGACAUCUACCCGGAGGCAAGCCGGUGGAGGACUGUGGAACUGUCCUAAACAGACACCAUACAGCAGGGAGACUCAAGACAUGCUCAAAUUGAUGAUGCAAGAGUCAAGACUCACUAACUUCCAGCAGAGACAGAUUAACGAACGUCUCAAAAAGGGAGCAGCGUUGCCGUUGACCUGUAACCCCACGUCCUCGGCCCCACCCCCUCCACCCCCUCCCAAAAUCAUCAAACCUGGGCCAGAACGUCUAUCAGCCAAGCCUCUGAAGCGCAGCGCUGAUAAGUGUAGUUCAGGGGACAACUACACCAGAGAUAGGUUCCGCCCCAGUGCCCCACGAGAUCUGGAGAAGGAGAAGCGAAGGCUUCAGAACAUCCUGGCCACGGGGCAGGAGGAGCCCAGCCGGCCCAGGAAGGUACCACAGCUCCAGGGCCCGGCGGAGGGGGAGGAACGGGACCGCUUCCAGGAGGUUCUGGAUGAGAUUGAGGAAAGGAAACAGUUUCUGGAGGAGAUGACCUCUCUUGGGAAGGGCAAGAACUACUAUAACAUUAUCAACACUGAGAUAUCCCAGAAAAUCAGAGAGCUGGAGAUGAUUGACAAGGCGCGCAGUACAGAGCUGAGGACCCUGACAAUGUCAGAAAAGAAGGCAGAGUCUAUUGGAGAGGAGCCAGGAAGCCAAGACUGACAGACAGGAAGAAGGAAGCUGCCAUCUACUUUACACCUUGGAUUGUAGUCUUUCCUUCCAUUUAACACAUUCUCAAAUACUGUGAUAUGCCUAAUGUUAUGAUACAGUAUGCAUCUGAAAGGGAAACUGUUUGGAUUGUAGUGGAAUAUGUGGUCUUACCUAUGAAGACACAUUGUGUCUAUAUAUGAUUGUGUGGUAACCAAAACACUGCCAAUGAAGAAAAGGUAGAUGAUAUAAAACAUCCCUGACUAUAAAUGACAGAAACACUUC